Molecule: messenger RNA, 598 nt
Organism: Nyctereutes procyonoides (raccoon dog)
Lineage: Eukaryota; Metazoa; Chordata; Mammalia; Carnivora; Canidae
Gene: LACRT
Product: lacritin
Exons: 6
Coding region: 1-555 (184 amino acids)
Source: RefSeq, a predicted model, not a curated record
AUGGAGGUUGACGGGACCCACGUGGAGUUUGGGGAGAUCCCCCUGGCAGCUCCCGCGUCGUCCCACAGCAUGAGGUUCUCGGCUCUCCUCUGGCUGGCGGCUCUGGCGGGGGCCCUGGUCUCUGCCGGACCAAGGGGGAAGCGUGUCUCCUUGAGCCCACGAACUCUCCCAAGGGCCGAGGAUAAGGCGCGGGAGGCGGGAUGGACUCGCGUGGGUCAGGUUCAGUCCUCACCGCCGCCUCUUUCUCCCGCUGCAGAAGGUGACUCCUCGGAUCCCGCCCCAGGGGCUGCGGCCGCCGACCCCGGAGGCUCGACACUCGCCGCGGACCCCGCUGUGCCCCAAAAGGCGGCCCAGGAGCCCGAGGGCGCUGCCCCGCAUGGAGAGGACCAGAGCCCACUGAAAUCCCUGCUAAGCAGAGGUCUCACGCUCGCAGGACAAGGCCUAGAAGGAGCAGAAAAAAGGCUGGAUAAGGGACGUCAAUUCGGGAAAAGUCUUUAUGACCGUGGAGCCGAAUUUGGACGAAAUCUGAAAAACCUUGUUCCACAAUUCAAUUAGAUUGAGUCUGAGACGCCAAAGAGGAGGGGUCCCGGGACUCCAG